Molecule: messenger RNA, 1488 nt
Organism: Pungitius pungitius (ninespine stickleback)
Lineage: Eukaryota; Metazoa; Chordata; Actinopteri; Perciformes; Gasterosteidae
Gene: pnrc1
Product: proline-rich nuclear receptor coactivator 1
Exons: 2
Cellular component (GO): nucleus
Source: RefSeq, a predicted model, not a curated record
ACAUCAACAACCACCACGCCAACACCCUGGCAGCUCUGUCGGCUAACAAAGCCGCAGGCCAGCCCGGUACCGAGCAGCCUCUCGGUACACAGACCCUUCACCAGCUCAAGCACGGAGCCAAAAAAAGAGCUGCUGAGAUCCAAAGGCGGCCGAUCGGAGCGAGGAGCGGCGCAGCCGGGGGACCAAGUCCCCCAGAACACGGUCCCCCGGAGCCACAAGCCCAAGCAGGGCCGACCCGCCAAGAAGAAGGACAAGCCCCUCCCCCUCCAGCAGCGCGGCCCCAACGCCGACGAGGGCCUCAAAGACGGCGAGAAGGUCUACGCCGGGGCCAAGUUCAGCGAGCCGCCGUCUCCGAGCGUCUUGCCCAAACCGCCCAGCCACUGGGUCGGCGAGGACGGGCCGCCGCGCAGCGGGCGCAGCCGCGAGCAGAUGAGCGUCCACCUGAAGUCGCUGCUGAGGGUUCCGGAGGACACGUUUGACCUUUGACACGCCGCAGCGCGUCGGGACUUUUUAUGAACCGCAGUACAAAGUGAGCGAGACGACGAGCCGGCUGUGGACGCGUUCUGAGCCACGCCCCCCGUCCUCCGCUCGCCGCCUGACUGCUUUGUGGGAAGAGGAACAAGUGUUUUUUUGUUAACUCCAGAAAGUGCGCAACGAGGUCGGCGAGGCGUGUUUACACGAUGCAAAGAAAUGACGCCACUUCCUGUGUUUCUUCUUUUAAGAGCCUGUAUAAAUGUACAAAAUAUAUUGUAAACAUAUAUUUGGGUGUAACAUUCCUUGUUGUUUUAACAGAUUCUAUAUUUGCUACUGAGGUUUUUCCACAAAGAGAGAACGUCCCCAUCGACGGACGGCACUCGUCCUGCAGGAGAAAGACGUUUCUGACCGAUUUGCACUUGAUUGUGAAGCUCAAUCAGCCCUGACCUCGGGACGGGGCGUCCCGCGUCUCUGUGUCUACCACUUUCUAAUGUCCCAACGGGCCAUCGGCCACAUGACUAAAAUGGUGAAGCGUUACAGAAUGUUGUGUUGCCGAAGGAUCUUCUGUUCAUCAUGAAUCAACCGAGACGAUCAGAGCCCUGAACUGAGGACUCAGACUCAGAGACACAUUCAGUCGGCGAGGACAAAGUGGAGAGGACAGAUGUUAAUUAUUGUCUCACAGCUGUCCUCUGAAGCGGACGUUGUCUCCACGCGCUUCCUUCCUGUACCGUGUGGUUUCGUAAAGCGACUGAAGCAGGGUUGAUGUCUACCAGCAGCGCUCAUUGUGAUUAUGAAGCACCGGUUCUUUUUAUUUCACAUAAGCAGAGAUUCGUGUUCCUGAAGCCCAAACUGCCCGUUUUAUUCCAAUGUUUUAACACGGUUUCAUUCCAGUGGUAUGAAAAUGCUUAGCCACAUCUGGGGGGGGGAGAAAGUGUUGUAUGAAGAAUUUCUUUCAUAUCUAAAUUUGAAAAUGAUAUUAAAAUAUUGGUUACUCAUGUUAAACGUUGCUGUGGU